AGAUUGGUGUAACAAACGGGGUGAACUAAUGAUGGCUCAACCACAUGUGAAACAUCUUAAUAGUGGAGCGAAACCUAGUUAUCCUGAUCUUAAGGUUGAACUUGCUGACUGGAUUCGAGUUCACUGUAAUGAAUUGAAGCCAGUUAGUCGUAGUAUGGUGCAGGUUAAAGCAGCAGCUUUAGCAAAAUCUUAG
This is a messenger RNA of Cetraspora pellucida, 193 nucleotides long. Lineage: Eukaryota; Fungi; Glomeromycota; Glomeromycetes; Diversisporales; Gigasporaceae. The record is from the annotation of a GenBank genome assembly.